Aplosporella prunicola CBS 121167 is the source of this 837-nucleotide messenger RNA. RefSeq lists its product as uncharacterized. Lineage: Eukaryota; Fungi; Ascomycota; Dothideomycetes; Botryosphaeriales; Aplosporellaceae. Gene Ontology annotation, biological process: endoplasmic reticulum tubular network organization; membrane organization. The coding region runs from base 1 to 837 and encodes 278 amino acids. Gene Ontology annotation, cellular component: membrane; endoplasmic reticulum. The record is from RefSeq and is a predicted model, not a curated record. The transcript has 2 exons.
AUGGCUCCCCCACCUCCGGCUUCGAUGCCUCUGCAGCAACGCCUGAUGCACCUCGCCCAGACUCUCCAGUUUGCCUGGUUCUGCGGCCACCUCACCCUCCUCUUCUGCACCCUCCGUUACGGCCUCUCGUACAUCACGUUCAACUACAACUCGAGAUGGGCUCGCUUCUCCUACCGCCUGGCGUUCAUUGCCGCCGCUGUCACGUACGGCAUUGUCGUCUACAAGGCGUACCGCGCUCGCAUGCGUGCCGGCAAGCAGGGCAGUCCCAUUAGUAUGAUUGCCGACGAGAACGUCCAGUACCUGAUCAUGGCCCUGGUGUGGCUCAGCCAAAACCAGAUUUCUCUUGCAAUUCUCCCUUUUGCUGUCUACUCCGUUUUCCACGUCCUGACGUACACUCGCACGAACCUGCUGCCAGUCCUUCAGCCGCAGCCUCCCACGGCCGACGGCUCCAAGCCCAAGCCCUCUGCCCUCUCUGACACCAUCGGCCGCUUCGUCAAGGAGUACUAUGACGCCAGCAUGACGCUCGUCGCCAUCCUUGAGAUUGCUCUGUGGUUCCGUAUCCUCGGCUCCGCGAUUCUGUUCCAGAAGGGCUCCUGGUUCCUGCUGGUCUGCUACAGCGCAUUCUUCCGUGCGCGCGUUGGCCAGAGCACCUUUGUGCAGCAGGCCAUUGGCCACCUGAGCGCCCGCAUCGACGCGGCCGUACAGAACCAGAGCUCGCCGCCUGCUGUUCGCCAGGCCUGGGAGACUGCUAAGGGCCUCGCGAAGCAGGCCACCGAGGCCACCGACAUCAACAAGUACGUCGGCGGCUCGGCUGCUGGUCCCAAGAAGGCGCAGUAA